AUGAUUUCGAAUCGCCUCUGGCCGGUGCUCUGCUGUCUUGGUAUUGCUGCCUGCGCGUCUGCGUCGGCCGUCCCUCUCACAGAGCAGGUUACGGGACAGCAGAUCCUUGGGGACGCUACAGAGGCACAGCCAUCAGGGCAGCUUUCCGGGCGGUUUCUUCAUAUCACAGACUUCCACUUAGAUACACACUACAAACCGGGGACGUCCAUCGAACGAGUAUGCCACCGAGAUAAAGGCGCAGCGGGGCCCCUCGGAGCGCAGGGAACCGAGUGCGACUCUCCAGAGGCCCUGAUAGACGAGACAUUUCGAUGGAUAGAGGACAACCUGAAAGGGAACAUCGAUUUCGUGCUGUGGACCGGCGACUCCGCGCGCCACGACAACGACGAACGGAUUCCUCGGACGGCGAGCGAGAUUAUAGACUUGAACGAGGUCCUGGCGGUCAAGUUUAUCGAUGUUUUUGAAGACAAGCAGACCCCGCGGGGACUUUCCAUCCCGGUCAUCCCGACGAUUGGGAAUAACGAUAUCAUGCCGCAUAAUAUUUUCAAAGAGGGCCCGAAUCGGUGGACAAGAAGGUUUACCGAGGUGUGGGCGACGUUCAUCCCGGAGCACCAGCGACAUACGUUUGAAGAGGGUGGGUGGUUUCUCGCGGAGGUGAUUCCCAACAAGCUUGCGGCCGUCAGCUUGAACACGAUGUACUUUUACGAGUCGAAUUCUGCCGUCGACGGCUGCGCGGCCAAGUCGGAGCCUGGCUACGAACAUAUGGAGUGGCUUCGCAUCCAGCUCGAGCUGCUGCGAGAGCGCAACAUGAAGGCGAUCCUCAUCGGUCACGUACCCCCCGCGCGAGCCGGGACAAAGCGGAACUGGGACGAAAGCUGCUGGCAGAAAUACACCCUGUUCCUAAACCGGUUCCGAGACGUCGUGGUCGGCAGCGUCUACGGGCAUAUGAACAUCGAUCACUUUAUGCUACAGGACAGUCACGACGUUGACAUUCUUGCCGCCGGCGAGAACUCACAGCACGAUCCUGAUUUCCUCGUGCAGUCUCGCUCGACGUACCUGAACAGCCUAAGGGAGAACUGGGCCGAAAUGCCGUCUCCGCCGGCGGAUAUGUCCCUCGAUACCUGGUCAAAUUCUGGACUUGCCGACGCCGCAGGCGGAGCGUUAGGGAAGAAGGAGCGGAGAUUUUUCGACAAAAUCGGCGGUCCCUGGGCAGAACGAUACAGCGUCUCACUCGUAUCUCCAAGCGUGGUACCAAACUACUUUCCCACACUGCGAGUGAUUGAAUACAACACGACCGGCUUAGAAGGCGUGCCCCUCUGGGCCAACUCGCCAUAUUCGGAAGACUCCAUCGAAGCAGCCAUUCUCGACGACGAGUCGGAUGAACUUGACGAGCAACUGCAGAAGAAGAAAAAGGGCAAAAAGGGCAAGAAGGGAAAGAAGAAGAAGCCGCACUUUAAAGUCCCCGAGCAUCCAUCACCAACCGCGCCUCCUGGCCCCGCAUACUCGGACCAGACGAUGACUUGGCUGAGCUACGCUCAGUACUUUGCCAACCUCACGGCGCUCUACGGCGGGACAUCCGAGGUCGACAGCGCAGCAGGUUCGAAUAUCAACCUCUACACCGUCGAAUACGACACGCGCACGGACACGAUCUACAAAUUGAAAGACCUCACCGUGCGCAGCUACUUUAAGCUCGCGAAGCGCAUCGCGAAUCGGAACCCGCGCAAGGACGAUAUCCUGCCACAAGACACAGAGUUUUCCUCCACUCCCAUCGAAGAAUCAAAGGAGACGACUGAAGAAGAAACACAGGCGACCCCUCCCGCCGGCGGAGGAAAGAAGAACCAGAACCAGAAUAAAAAGAAACACAAGAACCGCGUGUGGCGAACAUUCCUCAGUCGAGCCUUUGUGGGCUACUUGUCGGGCGACGAACUCGAUGAAGUUGAGAGUGAGAAUUAG
Aspergillus calidoustus is the source of this 1950-nucleotide messenger RNA. The record is from the annotation of a GenBank genome assembly. NCBI's taxonomy places the organism in Eukaryota, Fungi, Ascomycota, Eurotiomycetes, Eurotiales, Aspergillaceae.